UAAUGUGACCUCUUACUAUUAUUAGUAUUAGUAUUAGAUAGGUUGGCAGUAUCAAUUCUUUGUGAGUUAGCGGAGCGGUACUACUAGCAUUUGUUUUUAAGCAUCUUUGGAGGAUUGGUUGGAUAUGACGAGUAAACGCAUUUUGCUUUUUUUCAGUUUUAUGGUGAACUGGUGAUGGCGAUAUAUGCAACUUCCAAGCGUUUUAGUACAAAAGAAUUAAUUAAUAGGUUUGCAGUUUUGACCAGGGAACAGAAGAUGCCGGCUGCUAAUUGCCACUCUCCCUAUUCUUCUUCUACUCCUUUUCCUCACCUCAGCUUAUCUGAUAAUGAAAUCCUCACUGUGUCUCCUAAGCUAUCUGCUCUUCCAGAUUCUAUUGUAAAGUCAGAGAAUACACUAUCUUGUGAAACUUCCCAGAAUUGGAACUGUGAGAAUACAGCGGGCUGUUCCUCAUUUGUAUCUAUUCCUAGUAAUGGCACUCCGGCUCUGAAGUCUUCUGAUGCAUUGAGGAAGGAGAUUGCUACACUCGAAGCUGAAAUAUUGCAUUUGGAGCGAUAUCUUCUGUCACUCUAUCGGAUAGCUUUUGAAGAACACCUGCCUGUCUUCUCAGAUGCCCCUAAAAACCAUUUGGAAUACAAGGAAGAAUCACCAUCCAAAGUUAUUGUAAAUCAACCAUGUGUAGAGAGAAGCAGUUUCGUUUAUCAUGACCGAAAUACCCCUCCACCUGGCUGGGCCAGCUCAGAUCGGCAGAGUUGCAGUUCAUGCUUACAUUCAACAUCUACAAGGGACCAGAAGAACGCCAAUUCAGGUCGUCGCAGCCUUGCAGAUCAUCUUGGUUCUUCUUGCUUAGUCAACAGCCGCACUCCAGAUGGACUCUCAGAAGACAUAUUGAAAUGCAUAUCUUCUAUUUACUGCAGACUUGCCAACCCCCCUCAUAGCAGCGGGGGUUUGCCAUCUUCUCCUCCUUCAUCUUUGUCAUCCUCCAGUAUAUUUUCUUCCCGCAAUCCCUGUGAUAACUGGAGUCCACAAUAUAGUGAGGAUACCAUACUGCGUUGUCAAGGGUUAAAAGAAGAGGGGGGAGGACCAUAUGCCGCGAUGGUGGAAGUUAUGAAGAUAUAUUUGGAUGAUGAUAGUUUCAAUUAUGCUGCUGUAAUGCUAAAAAAUUUCAGGUCACUGGUUCGAGGUCUUGAGAAGGUGGAUCCAAGCAAGAUGAAGCGUGAAGAGAGGCUUGCUUUCUGGAUCAACAUUCAUAAUGCAUUAGUCAUGCAUGCAUAUUUAGCUUAUGGAACUUGUAAUCGUGUAAAAGGAGGCUCGAUUUUGAAGGCAACAUAUAAUAUUGGUGGACAAUGCAUAAAUGCCUGUAUCAUUCAAAACUCCAUUUUUGGGAUUCGGUCUCACUACUCAGAACCGUGGUUGCAAACACUAUUUUCUCCAGGAAGGAAAUCAAAGACAGGGAGCAGCAGUCAUGUCUAUGCCUUGGAAUACCCAGAGCCACUUGUUCAUUUUGCGCUUUGCUCAGGGGCGUAUUCUGACCCUGCUGUUCGAGUUUACACGGCAAAGAAUAUCUUUCAAGAACUGAAGGUUGCCAAAGCAGAGUUCAUUCAAGCUAGUGUGUACAUACAUAAGGAAACAAAGAUUUUCCUACCAAAAAUACUCUGUUAUUUUGCAAAGGAUAUGUCAAUGGAUAUGUCUGGACUCUUGGAGGAAAUAGGUGGGUGUCUCACAGAAGUGCAACAGAAAGCUGUGAGAAAAUGUAUGAGGAAAAAGCUCGACAAAUACUUCAAUUGGUUACCACAAAGUUCAUCGUUUAGGUAUGUGAUUCAUGGAGAAUUAGCCAAAGGAAGAUAAUUGUCUGACUGCUUUCUCUUUGUUUACAUAGGAUGGAUAAUGUAAUGUGUCUUGAUAUUCCUCUUUUUUUUUUUUUUUUUUUUUUGUUGGAUUU
Molecule: messenger RNA, 1939 nt
Organism: Jatropha curcas
Lineage: Eukaryota; Viridiplantae; Streptophyta; Magnoliopsida; Malpighiales; Euphorbiaceae
Product: Serine/Threonine-kinase, putative (Protein of unknown function, DUF547)
Source: RefSeq, a predicted model, not a curated record